CGUGUAUGUGCCUCUCCUCGAGCUUAUUAUACCGAUUUCGGGCGUUUGUAUACUAUAUACUAGGUACUAGGUAAAAGCGAAAACCGCCGGGAUCUUAUUAUUUGGUUUUUUUGUUGUUAUAGGGGCUCGUUUGUACGAGCUAUGGAAGAAGUGUUGUUAGAGGGUAAAAAUUUCAAAUUGGUAACGGAAUCCGAGCUUCCAGAGAUCAUCGACUUCCUGGGCGACCAUUUGCCCGAUUCGAUUAAGUUUCAUCAAACGCUGAAGACCUAUUUGAAGGACCGCGUGUGGGAGUUUCAUUUCUACGUCACGAAAACGUGGCCGGAACAGGCUGUGAUUUUACAUUUUCCCGGAAUGACCAGAACGCCGAACGGUAAACUAUACGAGAGCUUCAGCGUGUUCUGUCCCAGCGACCAAUUGGACAACAUCUAUCUUCUAACCGACGAAGACGUCCUGAUCGAUUGGACUCGACCCAUUUACCUCAACUUCACGCACGCCAAGAUCAUGGAGAAAUUGGAGGAAAUGUACGCGCGAACGGGCACCAUGGAGAAACUCACCGGAGAGGUCUACUGCCAAUUGGACGAGGAGAUUCGCACUGAAGAGGACGAGAGCACAACGGUAUUCGCAGAGGACGCGGAGAUGAUGCAGCUGUCCGCCGAGCACGCCCCGAUGAUACACGAUCUCUAUCCGGCCAAUCACAUGGAGUGCGUCGAAGUGUUCGAGAAGCUGAUCGAGAAGCUGCCCUGCUUCGGGGUCUUCUCGGCCGACGGCGAUCUGGCCGCCUGGAUGGUGCAAUCCUAUUACGGCGCCAUGUUUUCCAUGCAAACGCGACCCGAGUAUAGGAGAAAGGGAUACGGACUGAUGCUCGCCAAGUACCUGACCAAAUUGGUGAAACAGCGCGGUUACAUGCCGUUCGUGGUAAUCCGUCCGGAAAACGACGCCUCGAAGGGACUGUACGCCAAAUUGGGUUUCAAAAAGUAUUUCGAAACGGUGAGAGCCAUCUUGCGGCCCCACGAGAUGUCCGGCGACGCCCAAGGCGGAGGAGGCGGUGGCGGGAAAGUGACCAAGCAAAAUGGGCAUUAAUUCAAGAAGAAUUCUUCUUUUUCUUUUUCUUUUUUUGUUUACACAAACACACACACACAAACGAAUCCCCGUUUAUUCGCG
Phyllotreta striolata is the source of this 1161-nucleotide messenger RNA. Lineage: Eukaryota; Metazoa; Arthropoda; Insecta; Coleoptera; Chrysomelidae. The record is from the annotation of a GenBank genome assembly.